Messenger RNA from Musca domestica (house fly), 14897 nucleotides. Its product is annotated as brefeldin A-inhibited guanine nucleotide-exchange protein 3. Gene Ontology annotation, molecular function: guanyl-nucleotide exchange factor activity. The record is from RefSeq and is a predicted model, not a curated record. Lineage: Eukaryota; Metazoa; Arthropoda; Insecta; Diptera; Muscidae. The transcript is spliced from 7 exons. Bases 1268 to 7330 code for a protein of 2020 amino acids. Gene Ontology annotation, biological process: regulation of ARF protein signal transduction.
UGAUGGAGCCAAACAAUUGCAGAUAAACCACCUGUUUGUUAACAAACGUAACCUCACUGUAAUCGCCAUUAAUAUUUCCACUACACACUCUGCUUGCUGGCUGCCGUACCGAGUACAUGGUGCGAGAUACCAACAGGCUGUAGAUAACGAUGAUACCGAUGAAGUAUAUCUGUAAUGAGUAGACGUAACAUAAUACACCACGCCACGACCAUUGUAACAUAGGACAGAAUGGAAUUGUAGGAGAAAAACAUUGGGGAAACAGGGAAACAUUUUUUGUCCAUUUUGGGAGUUCGACACAGCUGGGUUUUAAGAUACGAAUGUAUUUUACUCUUUCAACUUCCUGCAUCCUUUAAAUUUUCAUAUUUUUUUUAUUAUGUCCUCCUGGUUACAACGGCAAAAUGUGGUUACGUCCCAAUGUCACACCUCCCGGAAAAUAGACAGAUGUGAAUUUACAAUUAGGAUAAACAUGUGCAGCUUUGCUUCAUGCUGAAGACGGACUAAUGAACCAGUCAAGAGAAAGGCGCGCGUAAGGGAGAAAUGUCAAAAAUGUAUUGAUUUUCCUCCACACACGCACAAAUCUCGCUCCGACAAUGGACAGACCUGCGCAGUACAAACCUAUCUGGUCCGCUACCACUGUUAGUGUGCAUACCAAGCAACCAACCAUCGAGUCACAAUGACGAACGACCCAUAGUUAGUUGUGGCAACCCAAACAGUAUUUCAGAUAAAUUCUCAACACAGACAAUAGUAAAGGAAAAUAAAUUUUCCCUAAAAAAAAACACAGAAGAAAAACCAAAGAAAAUUUAGAAUAUUUUCCCAUGUAAAAUUAAAUAAAUUUAAGAAGAAAACAAUUAAAGCAAAGUAAACGAAAAUUGUGCUGGCGAUGAUUUAAGAAAAGGACACAAUUGAAAACUUCAAUUAGAAAAGGAAAAAGGAAGUUGUUAAACCUUGAAUUUCCAAAAAGUGGGUACAUUUUUUCUACAAGUUGAGUCAUACUUACUGCAAAGCAAACAUAUGUGACAUUCAGCGGAGCAGAAGGAUAAAUAUACACACACCAGUGGCAGCAGCAGUACCAUCCAAGCAAUUGAAAAAUGCAGAAAAUUCAAAUCAAGUUGGACAAAAUGCUGAAUUGAAAUUUAAAGACGACGACGAAAUAUAAGUUUUACUCCGAUAAACAAAUUCGCAAAGAAAAUUACUGUGGUUUGUGUGUGUGUAAUACAUAGACACACAAACACAAACAAGAGACAGGAACAAUAGCAUCGGCAGCAGUAUGGAGGACCUGUUUCUAUUGAUAAUAAAAGAGUCGACGGGAACAAAGCACAAUGCCCUGCGACAAACUGCACAAAUUGCCUAUGACAAAUUAUAUCGCCAACAUGGCAUACACAGGGAUCCAUCACAUGAACUGCGUUCGGUGUGCUUUACAGCCCUACAAAUGGCUCUGGAUACCAAACGUCCAAAGUUUGUGACAAUGGGUCUAAAUGGAUUGCAUAGAAUAAUCAAAGAUGAACGAUUCUACAUUGGACUGGAACCGGAAGAUGAUUCCGUUUGGUUACCCUCACAACUGCUAAGAGCAACAUCCGGCAUCUUACCCACAAACAAUAACGAGGACACUGUCGUCAAUGUGUUGCGGCUAUUCCUGGCAAUGGCAUGUUCCCCCGCAUGCACCCUGAAUGGCAGGCUAUUAAUUGAAAUUCUAUCGCGCUGUGGCGAAUGUUGGGAACUGGGUUCGAGGGCAAUAAAAGCAGCCUCACUGGCAGCAGCAUCCCAAUGUCUGAGAACAUUUUGCACAUUCCUCAUCGAAGAGGCCGAGGAUGUAAAGAAAACUGCACCAGCUGGACUGAUGACCCAGACACAGGCCACGGCUGUGUACAACGAAGUAAUACCCGUAAUGCAAUGGCUCUGCAGUCGUUUGGUCGAGCCAAAUGUGAACAAUUCGCCCAACAAGAAAGUGGAGAACACCUGCACCUUGUAUUUGACUGAAUGUAUUUUGACGCUGACAUCAUCGUUGCCGCGUAAUGUCUAUGCCAAUCCGCAUUUUACUUCGUUUUUAUGGCAGAAGUUUUGUCCAACACUGGCAGCGGCCUUGGGUUCACCGGGUCGAGUGAAUCUGGAUAAGAAAUUUACCUACAAGGAUGCUCUUCACAUUAUAGAGAACGAGGCCAGGGGUUUCUUUACGGGACCUGGCCUGGAUGGUGCCCAGGCCCGUUGUGUUUAUCUCACGGGUAUACAACUGCUGCGCAUUGCCGGUUCCCAUGGCUCGUUAAGACCCAUGUUGGAGGCCUUGUUUCAUCGCAUGUUACUCUUGCCCACACCGCAAAAUCGCACCGAACCUCUGAAGUGUGUUAGGGAAAUCUUUAAAAGUCCCGAACGAUUAAUCGAUCUAGCUGUUAUUCUAUAUGCCGACAAAACAACUCCCACGGGAUGUAGCGACGAGAUGGCUCUGUUCAGAUUGAUGAUUGAUGCCAUGGAAGAGUGUGCCUAUGGCACUGGCAGCGGCAAUGGGACUGGGUUUGUUGUUGAGGCCAGCCUUCAGGCCAGUGUUGAGUGCAUGGUGGCGUUGUUGCAAAGUCUGCAGGUAUUGUGCACCGGCGAAAUCAACGAGACAAUUAUUAGCGAUCAAAUUGUCAAUGUGGUCAACGGUCGCUACGGCCAGUUGAAAGAUGCCGAUUAUACGGGGCCGCUGACCUAUCAAUCGAUGGCCCGCUUGCCACCCUCGUAUCGCGAUGCUGUGGUCGAAUUUCGCCAGAGUGUUUAUGAAGCCUCGUCGGGGUCGGAAAGUGAUGGCGACCAACAUGUGGAAAAUGAUGUGGUCUCAAAUGGUUCGGGCGAUACCGAAGGGCCCGAAGAGGAGGAACAUUCCACCUCGAGCGAUGAAGCUUCGCGGGGUGAAUUGAAUCGUUGGCCGUACACGAACUUGGAGGUGCCCGUGUUUCCCAUACGUUCCGAUGUGGAUGCCGACCGGCAACAUGCACGUGACUUUGCCAAGGCGUUGUGUGUCGAUUUGGUGCCCAAGCUGGCCAGGCUCAGAUCGUGCAUUGAGGUCGAUGAGGCAAUGCAAGAGUUUGCCUCGGCAGUGUGUCAGGAGAACAGUGCAAAUAUUUCCGACUUUGACUACAACUUCACCAUCAUCAAUGCCGAUGGCAUAUACUUGGCAAUUUACUCAGCCCUGCUGCUCAGCUGGCAGCUCAAGAAGGCCGGCUACUAUGCCGAUAUGCAGAAGGAGAUCAUGAUACCCACGUCGGAGCAACAGUUUGUAACUUCGGUCCAGAAUACUGGAGUCCUUGUCUACCUGUCGUCGGCUUGGCUCUGCGAACUCUAUCAGAGCGUUUUGGUGUCCAAUCUGCUGGAGUCAUUGGAUAGGAACGAUCAAGAUUCACGCUGUGCCUUGAUUGAUAUGCUAUGCGAUGCCGGAGGUCUGGGUCCCACACAAAUGAUGUGCGAAUGGCAACGCCUGCAAACGGCCAAUGUCAAAUACACCGAUGAUGAACAGUCCAGUGCCCGUCGUGAGGCUGCCAAGAAACUAAGCAGACGCUUGCUCACCUGCUGCUGGGAUUCCAUGGUGAUGGUCUUGAGUUCGGGUCUGGGCGACUUGCCCAGCUCCAGUUCAAGUAAAUUUGUGGCACUCUCGAAGAGGACAUUACGUGUGAAGAGUAAAAGUACCAAGUCCAAUGGAGAGGCUUUGUAUGCCAUGUGUCUGGAUGGUUUGCAUUCGGCAGCUACUUUAAGCAAUAACUUGAACUUGCAACAUUUGGCUGGAAAAAUCCUAAAUUUAUUGGCAUCAAAUGUUUGCCAGACCACCGGACCACGUAUUUCCGCCAGCCAGGCAAUGUCAAUGGAUGUGGUGCUCAGCGGUGGCCUGAACUUGGGUUCCUAUAGUCCCGAUUGUUGGCAGUCCAUAUUUGCGGUGUGCCGACAUGUCAGCCAGCUGGAACAUGAAAUGUUUAGCAUGAGAAAUCCUUCGGUUCCCUCCUCCUCCUCGCCGAAUGCCAAUCGAGACAUAGAGACCGGAGAAAAGUUGCAGUGCAAUGGCGGGCCAAAUGACAAACUCAAUUUGGCCUCCAUACCCAUUGAUGAUGAUGAGACGUGCGUUGAUGUCUACAGCUUCCUGCAAGCCCCUCUGCAGAGUCCCAACACAAAUAUCACCUCCAUUCUGAAAGUGUAUUCGGGCACCAAUGAAACGGUGCUGCUGAGUCCAAAUGACACCACAAAGGUUUUGUGCGGCCUGUCGCACCAGGCCGAGAAUUUGUUCAGCGAUGCUGCAGAACGUCUGAGUCUGCCUUCGCUGUGUCAAUUUCUCAAGAACUUGUGUCGAGCUUCCCGGGAACAGCUGUACAAGAAUACUGCGGCUCGUAAAGGUGGCAGUCGCGUUUGGUGGCCCAGUAAGGGAUGGCGCAAACAUGACUCUCUGCCCAUGUCCUUGCUAUUGCAUCGUAUUGGAGAUGUUACCCUGAAAGUGUUUCGCAGCCCCAGGCCGUUGUUGCACAUUCUGAAGGUGUGGGCCAUAACGGGACCCCAUCUAAUGGACACAGCCUGUCAUCGCGAUAGGGUGAUAUCGAAACGAGCCAUUGAGUACAUACACGACAUAGUGACGGCCCUGUUGGUGGAACAAUCAGAGUUGCCAUAUUUUCAUUUCAAUGAAGCCCUGCUAAAGCCAUUUGAGAAUCUACUCAGCAUGGACAAUUGUGAUUCGGAUGUACAGGAUCAAAUUGUGGCAUGCCUCUAUGAAAUUGUGGAGGCCCAUCGCACCGAAAUCCGUUCCGGCUGGCGUCCACUUUUCGGCACGCUACGCAAUGCACGCUCCCGGAUGCUAAGCACCAGUAACAUAAUCGAUAUUUUCCGGGUGUUUUUGGACUCGGAUAAUACCUUGGUCUUUGCCAAUGCUGGCUUGGAUUGUAUUUUGUGUUUGCUCUCCUUCCUGGAAGUGCCAGGCAGUGGAAAUGGCAACAGCAGCAGCACCAAUAGCAAUGGCAACGGAAGCAGCAAUGCCACCGACAUCAGUGAGGAAACCAACUUUAGACCAACCGAGUUUCUGCACGAAACCCUACGCUUCCUGGAGCGUUGCUCCUCCAUACUGGGCUUCAUGUACAACAUGCCCAAGUGUCCGAAUUUCCACUCGACCUACAAGAUUAAGGGCAUCUCCUACACACACAUCAUCGAUGCCAACAUUCCCAAUUCCAUGGAGAACUUCACCUACUUCGGCAACGACUAUUUGCAGACCAAGAAUGAGCAGCACAUGAUCUCCUAUCGAUCGCUGCACAUUGACAAGGAGAACAUUGUAAAGAUUGAUGAAAUGGACAAGCCGUCCGGUGUGCUGAAGGUGUGGUUCCUGCUGCUGGAUGGUCUAACCAACUCGCUCAUUGUGUGUCCCUAUUCACACCAGGCCCCGAUUCUGCAGACCAUUUUCAAACACUUCAAGAAUCUGCUAAGCAAUCCUGGCAUAGAAUUCGGUUUCUACUGCAUCAAUCACCUGCUGAUACCCAUGAUCCAGGACUGGCUGAGAUACAUCAACAAGACGGGCACCUCCUGGCAGCUGGUUGAGAAGAACUUUAAGCAUUGCUGUUGCAUGACCACAGAUCUGGUGGUGGACUUCAUAAAAAUGUCCGUGCCCGAGGUACAGAAACAAGCAUCCAACACCCGGACAAGGGUGACACAAAUUGUCCAGCCCAGUGACAAUUCAUAUUCGAAACUCAAAUUUGUCACAGAGCCUUUGGAGGAUAGGAAUCAUGCGCAAACGGACUAUAACAAUUCGACGACAAACGAUGAAAGCUCCUCCUCCAACUCGGAGACCAAAGAGUCGCUGACAAAGGUAUCAAAUUCGGCCACGCUGGCCCUGAAGCAAUUGUUGCUCGUGCUCAUCGAAUGUGCUGCCCAGGUGCAGGAAACUGUGGCACGGGUAGGUGUUUCAUGCCUCAAACACGUCAUACUCUCCACCGGCACCCUCUUCAAUGAAUACCAAUGGAUGAUUGCCUGUUCGGCCAUACACAGAGCCUGCACCGUGACCAUAGCUCCGUUGAGACAGCUCUCCUUUGCUUUCCAUGAAAAGUCCAACAGCUUUUACGGGGACUGUGCCAAUGUCAAGGUGGCCGCCAGACGUGACAGUACCGUGGAAGAAUUGACUCGUAUCUACUCAUUGGCUCAACAGGUCUUUUUGUCGGACAAUCAAAGGGAACCGGCAUCGGCGAAACCCAGUAGCCAUCUGGACAAACAUUUAACCGAUGACCGCAGCUACUCCUUCCUACUCUAUCCUCAGAACAAUGGCUUCAAUUCGAAUUUGGACAACUUUGUCAUACGGAUACCCUUCAAGACACUGGUGGUGGGCCUGUUGGCCAAUCAAAUGCUACUGCAACUGGUGGCCAAGUUGCUGCUGUCCCGUCUGAAAUGUGUUCCUCAGGCCGUGUCCACGUGUAUUUUCGACAACUACACCACGGCCAGCCAACAGACCUAUGACUAUGACCUGGACUUUCGCUCAAAAGAAAUAUUACUACGUUGCUGUCUGCAGUUCCUAACGAGCGCUUUGGAGUUUGACUCGCGACCCGGCCUGAAAUUCCUAAUGCAGAAGGUGGCCAACAUUGAGUACGCCGCCAAUUUGUACAAACAAAUGACCUCCUCCUGGAUGAUUUACUACAUUGCUCUGGUCGAUUCCUAUCUAAAUGACAUUGUUAUCUACAACUUGGGACCGGAGGAUCUGAACUUCAUACUGGAAUCGUGUUCCAGGCUCAACACCACCAAAGUCAAGAAAAAGGAGAACUUUGUGCGCUACCUAUUCUGCCUGCAGGAUGCAUGGAAUUUGGUUUGUGAGCUGUAUCUGAGCAAUUCGACACUGCAUGACAUUGAGAAUGGACGUCUGCGCAACUCCGAUACAGAACUGAAACAUUUGGCAUCUGGGUCCAGCAGCAGACCCAUCAAGUCCAUGUGCAUAACAAUAAAUGGCAACUUUGAGAAUGGCAACGGCUCGAGUUUUUCCGAGACCACAGACUAUUCGCCGAACAAAUUCAAUCAAAUAGCCGAGGAGGAGAGCAUUACCAUGACCACAUUAAUCAGUGAAUUCCAGCCGAAGAGUCGCAACAAUCCGUUCGACACGAAUCGUCCACAAAAAGCCGAAACAGAAUCGAUUUCUCCGGAAAUUGAACAGCAACGGGCCACCAGUAUCCUCAAGGACUCCAACUACAAAAGGGCAGCCCUCGCCCAACUGGUUGUGGCCUCAAUGGAGCUGUUGCGCUCACUGCCCGCAGAGGCGGAGAGCAACCUACGUCUGCUGAUGACACCAACAAUACGGGAGGCCUUCCGUCUGGUCCAGUUACAGGGUAACGAACUAAAAGUUAAUCAAUUUUAGGUUUUGUUUGUUGAGUUUUAUUUUGAUUUGUAAGUAAGAGCCGUAAGCACCGAACCCGUGUUGGCGACCGACAUUCGGUGCCAAGGCUGUGCUUUUUGAUGACAAUUGUAAAGAGUUUAUCUGCAAGUCCUCUGACCUCUAACCUCAAAUCCCUAUGACGAUAAGUGAAAAAGAAAAAAAAGCUAAAGCAUUCCCCCUGCUCCACUCCGGUUUUUUUACAAAAAUUACAUGUCAUUUGUCAUCAGCCGUUAAAAGAAAAAUGGAAAAACCAAAAGAAAAUAUCUACUAUCUCUGCAAUUCCCUCCAUAUACCCCCACCAUAUUUUACACGAUGUUACCAAAAAAGACAAAAUUUAAAAUAACACAAAUUAUUGGAAUUAAUUUCAAGUGGCUCGGUGUGGUAAAGAGUAAUUUUUUAUUGAGGCGAUUCUUGUUAUUGUUAUACCCUCAACCACACGGCUACAGAGGGUAUAAAUCAUUUGAUACGGCCAAAACGUGUCUCAUCGAAAUAACGGUUUUAGACACUAGGUAUCAUGGAUCAAAUCCGUUUCAGGACAUUUGGGGUCGAUCUAGCAUCGUAUUGGAGUCAAUUGUACAUCGUAAUAUUAUUGUCAAACUUACAUCGACUUCGGAGGUGGUUAAUAUCGGUCCUCUUCUUCCGCUACCUCCGCCACAAAAUGUCAUUAUUUUCAAAGAAAAUAAUUUACUGCACAGACAGGGAAAGGAUAAUCCGAUUUUGUUCCAACUUUGCAAACCCUAGUAUUUGCAUCACUGCUAGGUCGGGUUCAAAAAUUGACAAUAUCGGUCCACUCCAUCAAGUACCUCCCCCACAAAGGGUCAAAAUUUGUAAUAAUUAUAAGUCUUAUAAAAUGUGAUGCAAGAGUCCGAUUGUCUUCAAAUUACACACAUCACAAUAUUUUGGAUAAUCCAAGGUCUGGUGUGAAUAUGGAAUAUAUCGGUCGACUCCUUCUUGAAGCUCCCCCACAAAGGGUCAAAAUUUUGAAUAAUCAUUACGAUCAUAAAAUCCAAAAUAAGCUCCCGUUUCUGUUCAAAUUAUAAAUAUCACAAUCUUUUUAUUAAACCAAGGUCUGGUGUGAAAAUGGGAUAUAUCGGUCCACUCCUUCAAGUACCUCCCCCACAAAGGAUCAACAUUUUGAAUAUUCAUGUAGCUCAUAAAACACGAAAUUUACUUCCGAUUACAUACAGACUUAGUACAUCUCAAUAUUUCCAUAAGCACAAGAUCUGUUAUAAAUAUGGUAGAGAUCGGACCAUGCCUUCUGGUACCUCCCCCACAAAGGGUCAAAGUUUUGAAUGACCAUAACGAUCAUAAAAUUCGAAAUAAGCAUUCGGUUCUUUUUAAAUUACGCAGAUCAAAAUAUUUUUAUUAACCCAAGGUGUGGUAUGAAGAUGGGAUAUAUCGGUCCACUCCUUCAAGUACCUCCCCCACAAAAGUUCAAACUUUUUAGUAGCCAUGAAGCUCAUAAAACGUGAAAUUAACAUCCGAUUCCAUUCAGACUUGGUCCAUCUCAAUAUUUCCAUCAACAUUUUAAAUAUGUUAUAAAGAUGGUAGAGAUCGCACCAUUUCUUCUCCCAAAUAGGGUUUAAGAUUUUGAAAAAUAAAACGCUCAAAUAAAUCGAAAUCAGCAUCCAACUCUCUUAAAAUUUCACACAUCCAAAGAUAUGUUGUGAAGAACCCUGGUACUGCGAACUCGUUCUGAUACCUCCACACAUAGGGUCACAAUUUUCAAUACUUUUAUCUGUCAAAACAAGCCAGCAAUUCUUUACAACUUAAUAUAUCUAAAUAUUUCUAAAUUAAAAUGGGAUAUAAAUGUUCGAUUUUGUUGUAAUUUUGUCCAUACCAAUAUUUUUAAUCUGUAUUAGAUGAAGUAUGAAAAUGGAAAUCACGCACAUUUCAACGUUUUCUAAAAAUUAUCACAUAUCUCAUACAAAGGAAGUAGUCGAUAUAGUCCAAAUCUGGCACGUCGCAAUAUAUAUAUAUAUCAUAUUUAUUUAGGUCCGAUACGAAAUGGACAAUAUUGGCCCAUUCUUUCGGAACUUACUCCAUAGAGGGUCAACGAUUCAAAAAAUGACUGACACUUCUUAACUUAUGUUAACUUUUCCAGACUAUAAAAAUUCAAGACUAUAAAAAUUUCCAUUACCAGGGUCUAAAUUCUCAUUCUUUGAUAGGUUGCAAUGAAACGUCCUUUCUCCUUUUUUUAUAUCCAUACAACGUAACGUGUUUUAUUUAUUAAUUACGAACAAUACAAUAACUUUCAUAACCUCACUUUUGGAGUUGCUCUCACUAAAGAUUUACUUUCUCUCACAACCCGUGUCACAUUGCAACUUUAUGCAUAGGAACUUAGUUUAAUUUGCUGUAACAUCGUGUUAUUCGCGCAUAAUAAUAUUUAUACAUAUAUAAAAUACAUACAACAUAUACAUACAUAUUACAUAUAUACAAUAAAUACUAAUGCAUAAAUACAAAUUAUAACUACUACUAUUAUAUAUACAGUACGGAACGAUUGAUUGCAACAACAAGAACUACUACUGUAUACAUAAAAAUCAUAGCCGCCCAUUACCGCCUAAAAUUAGACUAUUUUUUUAAAAAAGUACUAUUUAUCAUGAUUAUUGUCAUACGGUCAUUAUUAUUAUUAUUAUCAUUAAUAAUACUAUUUAUUAUUGGCUUUCAAAAAGCAUUUCUAUAUACCUACAUACAUACAUGUGUUUCUGUUAUUAUCUUUGGAUAUGUGCGUAUCCAAAAUACAUAUAUACAUAUACUAAGUACAUACAUACAAACAGUGUAUGUAAGAGUGUACAACAACAAACUAAUCGUACUCCAUAAUUGUACCUAUCUACAUAAAUAAAUACAUAUGCUACUUACCAUGAUCAAUCACAUCAAAUUACAUAACAUUACCGCUUUCAUCGCAAAUUGAACGCUCUCUCUCUCUCUAUUUUUAUCGAUAUCAGCUAAUAUCUGCCUCUUAUCACAAACAUGCUGCAAACAUACGACGACGACAUACAUAUUUACUCUCAGUAUUAAAUUAUCAUUCAUUCUGUAACUCUCUCUCUGUAACUCAUUCUUUGAGUUGAUUCCCGUUCCAAAAAAAACUAAUAACAAUAAAUGUGUAAACACAAUAUGUAAAAUGUUCUCUCUCUAAAUCUUAUUCUCUCUCUGACUGUUUUGGAUGAAAUAAUUGGAAGAAAAGUCACUCAAAGUAAAAACUCAACAGCAACAACAGAUAUCAACAAUUACCGUUAACAAAAAGAAACAAAAAAAGCAAGAACAACCAACAUUUAUUAAUUCUAUUGCACCAGUAACAACAAAAACAACAACAAUAGCAUAGUUCACGAUUCAAUGCUCGUUAGGUGUCAAAAAUAAAAAAACAUCAUCCUUUGUGACUCAUUGUCCCUUCGGUCAUUCCAUUGCCCAUUGUUAAGUGAUACUCCCGGUUUCUAUUGCUCUAAUCCAGUCCAGCAAUGAGUCCUGAACUUCGCUAAUGUGUUUUGCUAUGUCUACAUGAGUGUUGGUGUGUAUUUUUAUCAUAAAAUUUAGCUCAGAAAUCGUAAGUCCAAUAAGAACUAGACACUAACAAAAAUAUUUUAAACAAAACUUUUUAGACACAAAUGAAAUUGAAAGAUCGAACUAGACUCCUCCGAUCGAAUGGGUUUAAAACUGUAAGACCUUAUUAAGUAUAACAAUUAAAAAACCAGCUAAUCGCCGGUCCGAACUUUUUAUACCCUCCACUAUUUGGAAGAAACUUAAAUUAAAAAAAAAAUCGACGAAAAAUGCCGCUCAAAUGAAAUCCGUUAUAUGGGGGCUAUACGAAGACGUAUAGCCGAAAUUUGAAACAAUUCCGGUAAAUAACGUCGCAAAAAUCAUCAAAAAUUGAGAGGAACCGUUAUAUAGGGGAUAUAUGAUAUCGUGGACCUAUAUAGACAAUUCUCUUCCAGGGGGUAAUGUACUCACAAGAACAAAAGAUUGAUCUGUGUAAAAUUUUUGCUUCCAAUCUAUAUUCGUUUUGACUCUAGCGUGAUUACAACAGACGGAAUCGUCCCAGCAUUUUAUGGUGAUCAAGAAUGUAUACACUUUGUUCUGCCUACAAUUAUUAUUUCGAUGAGUUACAAACGGAAUGACGAUCUUAAUAUACCCUCCAUAGUAUGUAUGGUGUUGGGUAUAAAAAUGUUCGGAAUCAUCCACGUUUUGGUUUAGCCCUCAUUAUGUGGUUCCUUCCGAUAUUAGCUAUUUUCCCCGUGUUUUCAAACGAAAUUGCCUAUAAUUUGGUCCCGUUUUGGGGAAGCCCUCAUUUUACAGUACCAUCCUAUUUCAGGCAUUAAUCCACAUGUUGUGUUUCGAGCCGAAAAUCAGAAUUAUGAGGGUUUUAAAAACAGUUUAUAGUCGUAUUGAUAUUUAGGUCUAUUAGAACGCAAUUAAAUCCUUGUAGUUAUUCGAAUAUUUCCGAAUAUAUUUUGGCUUGUUCGAACUUAAAGCAUAUUCACCAUGUUUUAAAUUUCAAAGUCUUAUGGUAAAGGAGAGUUAACGUAGUUAUAAACAAUAAGAAUAUUGAAAUAUAGACGGCGUUAAAUGUUGGUAGAACAUGUAAUUUUACGAUCUUUCCCGUCGGAAUGAUAUCAUUUGUCAGUAAACCACCUAUGAUCUUACUUGGUUUUUUGCGAUUACUGAUAUAAAUUAUAAAAAAAAACACCAACGCUCGUAUAUAGAUAUAUAAAAAUUAUUAUUUACCUUUUAUAAAAAAAAAGUCAAAACAAAAUUAAGACAUUAUAUUUUUUGAAAAAUGAUGGCAUGUCUAUUCCUCGAGUACGACAAUCCUUACUAAGUGGUUAACACAUAACAAAUAUACAAUGUAACUCUCUCCCGGUCAUAAAAGAUAAUUAAAAAACAACAAAAUUAGAUGAAUAAAUUUCUACUUUAGAACUGAGUACUAUAACUAUAAGUAUAGCUUCAGAAUAUGUUUAGAAAAAAAGAAACUUAUUUUAGAUAAUUGUAAUGAUUGACGACUGGGAGCGUGUACGGUUAACCACGAAUGCACACCUAUUUACAAAUUAACACACACACACAAAUACACUCAGCAGGGUGUCUCAAUCUUAAUUUCCCCCCUAUACAGAUUCCUAUUUUAACUCUUCAACCUAGUAGAGAGAAUAUCUAUCCAUAUUUACACUUUAUUUCAAUUCAGUACUAAUUCCAAUCUAGACAAGGAGACCGCAGCCAGAUUUUUGAUACUCUUUCUACUGAUAGGUAUCAGUAAUCUAUUAUAUUACAUACCCAGUAAUUCGAAAUAGGUUAAGCCAGGGUCGACCAGCAUGAGAACAGACGUCCUUGAGAACGUAUGGGAGAAUUGAGAACGUAUGAGAGAAUUAAGCCCAGCAAGCAUUUUUAGGUGAGUUUAAUCUUCCUCUCUUCAAUGCGUCCUUUGUUAUUAUACCCUACACCUCAAAGUGGUCAGGGUAUUAUGUCUUUGAGCAUUUGCUUGUAACAUGAAAAAGUCCGAAUGUCCGUCCGUCUGUCUAUGUAUUCUUGUGAACAAAAUGCAGGUCGCAUUUAUUAUCCCAUUGAGAUGACAUUUUCCAAACAAUAUUUGUUUGAUCCAAGGACGAACCCUAUUGAAAUUGGUGAUCAUCGGAUCAGAUUUUGAUAUAGCUCCCAUAUAUCUUCAACCGACUUUGGGUUAAUUGUGCACCAUAUUACCCAUAUGAGUCAAAAUGACCUGGAUUUUAGUACAUCCGACCGAAUUCGCUCUAGAAGCAAGUACAACAAACUUGGAGAAAAUCAGUACAGAUAUAGCUAUAGCUCCUAUAUAUGUUUCAUCCGAUUUGGGGUCUAAAAUCCCUCACAAGCGUAAUAUACAUUCCACAAGAAUGAUCUUUGGUACCAGAUAUCAGAUUUGAAUAUAGCUCUCAUAUAUAUCUUCAACCGAUUUCCGGUUAAUUUUGUAACAAAUGGCCAAUAUCUGCAAAAAACUCCUGAAUUUUGGCACAACCGACCGAAUUCAGUCUAGAAGCAAAUACAUCGAAUUCGGAGAAAAUCGGUUCCGAUAUAGCCAUAGCUACCAUAUAUGGGGUUCGUCCGAUUUGGUGUUUAUGUCCUUCACAUUCGUAAUAUGCAUUCGACACUCACUCCUGAAUUUUUGGCACAACCGACCGAAUUCAGUCUAGAAAAUACAGGAGAGAAACACUUCCGAUAUAGCUAUAGCACCCAUACAUAGGUUUCGUCCGAUUUGAUGUUUAAGUCCCUUACAUUCGUAAUAUGCAUUCGACAACAAUGAUAUUUGGUACCAGAUAUCAGAUACAGCCCAGAAAUACCUCUACCAAAUUUUAUCAAGAUCGGUUCAAAUUUAGAUAUAGCUCCCAUACAUAUCUUCAACCGAUUUCGGGUUAAUUGUGCACCAAAUGGCAAAUAUCUGUCAAAAUGUCCUGAAUUUUGGUACAUCUGACCUACUUUAUCUAAUCUGAUAAGAUUGUUAUAUCGUUUUCCAUCUUCAAAUCACUUUUUGGAUUCUGAUUUGAUAAAAAAAAAUGCUUGCAGGGAAGAUACCAAUUAAAUAAAAAAUCAAAACAUUUCUUCUCUCUGUAAUACUAACCAUGCGAAACACGGGUUAUGUGCAUGUGUAUAGCCGAAAAACUUUGUCACCAAUGAAAACCUCUUGUUCGACCCCGAAUUUAGAUAGAAGUAUUUACGUCGCUCUUCGAUGGACGAUUUAUCUACUGUAAACAGGAGUAAAUAUACAGACACAUGAAAUGGGAACUUAUGUAUAUUGCUAUUCGUUGAAGGUCUCAAAGCUAUAUUCAAAGAUCAUGCACAAAUGUAUACAUUCUCUGGCAUAUUUUCUACAAUUCUUCCCCCAAGGAUACUGAAUAUGACACCCACACAACACAAACACACACACAUAUAUACCACAAGGUGUAAUCCUUUUGAAAUUAAAAACAAAAAGAAUCAACCUUCGAUUGAUCUUAGACGGGUUAAUGUAGAUCUCUCUAAAUCUCGGUCUAUCUCUCUUGUCUCGAAUUGAGGACAACCAAAAGUAAAACACAAACUAAUUUACAUGUAAGUGAUAGAAUUUAGAAAAUGAGCUGUAAGCUGGAAAUUAUAACCUACAAAUUAAAAAAAUAAAAGAAAAACAGAAAUAAAGAAGAGAACAGCAAAACAACAACAGACAUCCAAAACAUUCGGGAUAAUGCGAAACAAAAAAAAAAAAAAAAUGGAAAUCAACAAUGUUUUGGUGUAGAAAUAUUCUUCUUCUACUUCUCCUUUUUGUUACUUUAUCUGCGAGAUGAAAAGUAAACUAAUUAAAACGGAACUAUUUAUUCGAAUUCGACUUGAAUAUGUGUAUGUGAAUAAUGAAUGGGAAAAAUGAUGAAUUAGCGUAAACGGAAAACAAAACAAAAAACUGAAAAACCGAAAAAACAAACAGUAUCUCUAUUAACUAAUAAUUAUCUUUACUAAUAAUGAAAUAUUUAUUUAUAUGUAUAUGUAUACAAAAAAACAACAACAAAAAAAAAGAAAAAAAAAAACAAAACAAGAAAUGAUAAUAAAUAAUAAAACCGAACAACAACAA